This is a messenger RNA of Podospora pseudocomata, 5001 nucleotides long. RefSeq lists its product as uncharacterized. Gene Ontology annotation, molecular function: RNA polymerase II cis-regulatory region sequence-specific DNA binding; DNA-binding transcription activator activity, RNA polymerase II-specific. Gene Ontology annotation, cellular component: nucleus. Bases 2611 to 5001 code for a protein of 796 amino acids. Gene Ontology annotation, biological process: regulation of transcription by RNA polymerase II. The transcript is spliced from 3 exons. The record is from RefSeq and is a predicted model, not a curated record. Lineage: Eukaryota; Fungi; Ascomycota; Sordariomycetes; Sordariales; Podosporaceae.
UCGACCAUCACCAGCACCCCCCGGAGGACCCCAGACCCCGAAAAAGAGGGGUCUUGGUUGAGCGCAAAAGAUAUCGUUUCUGAGACUUCUUCAAGAGGUGUCUGUAGUUCUGGAGCCAUGAUAACCAAAAUGUCUUAGAGGACACAACAAUCGAAGGUGAGGCCGGACUUUUUCGUUGAACAGUGGACAGGCACCAAAACUUUGAGACGGCCACACGGGAUAGAAACGGUGUGGCUAGGAUAGCCCUGCCAAUUCCUGCGCCCGCUCAAGGGCUAAGACGGAACCCCAUACCGCAACGAGUCUCUGCCGCUUCUUCGGGUGGGGUGGAGAGGGGGGGAGUUUUGGCACUCACUCACGCACUCACACAAUCCAUCAAAAUUUCAGAAGGACAUGAGUGAGGUGUUCGACCGAAGUUGCCAUUUUCGUGGCGAACCUUGGGUGCUGUAUGUAAGGCAACGACAGAGCCCGUGAGCCCCUUCCCUCAACAUUGCUCAGCACUGACAAAAGUUCCCUGCGUACGGAUGACUGCUUUUCCUCUGCACGGAGUUUUCCCUAGUUUUCUAUCUAUCAAUUGACAACUGUGGCUAGAACAUAGUGAUCUCCUCUCCUUCUAGACCGCACAGAUAGAUGAUGCUUCGCAGGCUUCGCAAGCUCGAGGCGAGUGGCUGAGCACAGCCACAUCUCUUCUCUGGGUGUCUGGGUAUAGUCGGUCGUCUGUGGUAGUCCUGGAUAAUGUAGCUGUACUUUACCCGACGCACCAUCUUCCCAACGAUAUUUACCUUAAUAGCCGUGCUAUAUGUAUAACGGCGGUGCGAGGCAUUGGACAAUCGGAUUUCCUCUACAACCAGCUCCUGACACUUUCGGAAAAGGUUGCCGUCUUACAACCUCAAUUGAGAACGGACGGCCGAACCGCUCCUGCCAGAUGUGGACGGAGGCGCGGGCAAUCUCCCAUUCCGAGGGCCCCGUUACCUCGAUCUCGAUCUGUUACCUUACUCACCUUGAAACCACGACGAGAUUGCGCGUGGGUUUGCGGUCGAGAUUCAUGACAUGACAGCAUGAGGAAGAUGAACAAGCAGCGGCACAGAGGAUGAUGCAUGUUUAUGGUUUUGUUUGAUGAUGGGUGAACUUCCCCGCGCCUGCAUCGAAAUGGUUUAAUGGGUGGAUGCGACACACCCUGGUGUGGGUCAAGACCGGUAUAUUCAUCCCUCCUUCAAUCUUAUUAUAUUCUCUAGCUGCAUGCUGUCACCGUUGUCGAGGUCCUGGUCACAAUGAGAAAUGCGGACAAGGUAUGGCGAAGACUCGACCGCCCAUCCCUUCCCAGCAGCCUCGUCUCCUCUCCUCUCCUCUCACCAGCAAAAUCAUGAUAAUAAUUAUUGCACCACUAUUUUGUGCGGUAAGAUACCCAUGUAUCAAAAGUGUCGACCGAGUAAAGACACACCCUUGCCAUUUUUUGCGGGAGAAGCACGGGAAAACCCCGCACCAGGUGUGAUGUGCCCGACAUGCAAUUCGCAAUGCCCAUACAGAAGUGUUCCAUGUGCUUGAUGAGAAGUGCCAGACGAGAUGGCCGCGUCAGGCUGAGAUGGAGGGUACUUCCAUCCGCGCCGCUCUCUCACUCUCUCGCUCUUUCAUCAGUUUCUUUAGUUCUUUCUUGAUGGCCUGUCGUCUCCCGCUCUCCCACAUAAAGAUAACCAAAAUAUUCUUGCAGCCAUCGACCGGCUGCAGCUCCAGUGGCAACCACCUGACCCUCCCGAGCGGUACGGUACCCUUCUCGCAAACAAUUUCCCGCAUCGUCGAGUCUCCUCUCGUUCUCUCGGCCCCGUUGUUGCUCUCUCUCUCGCUCCAUGCAUGGAUGUACCUCGACAUCGCCCAGCAUUUCCGGCCCCACCCCCCCUUCGACUCUGACACUGGAUUACUCUUUCCAGUUAGACCACCCUAUAGCGCACCACCUUUUUUACGCAUUCCCCCCAUCCCCCAUCCCCAUCUCCAUUAAUCCAUAACUAAGGUAACAAGGUAUCUCUUGUCCCGGCCACACCUCCACCUCAGCCUGUCAGUCAAAACUCUGAACUCAGGCCUAUCCCUCACCAGUCCUCAGUUCCCUCAGUUUCAAUCUUUUUUUUUCUCUGGUCCACAGACGAGCCUGUGCUUUCGCGCUUAUUAGCUGAGCUUGUACCAGCCGGUAUAUACAAGGCCGGCCGCACCUCUCGUCCAGUCCAUGCACCCGAAAGACCUACUGGACCUUCCGAAUACCAGACAAUAACAACCUUACCCUCCUCUGCCUGGCAACUUUGCCGUUUUCCCUCGCUUGCUGGCUUUUUUUCUUUUCCCCCACAGCUCGUUCCGUUUGUCGAGCGAGCAUACACAUCCUCGAAACAUCUGAUCUCGUCGAUAAGGUAGCUUGUUCCCUACCUGCCAGAGCUUUACUCACCUCCCCCACCAUCCCACCGUCGCUUCCCGCCCACUCACCGAACGGUACACACACGUUCAAGCUGUCUUUGCAACGACCCACGAUAUAUCUCACAACACGGUGCGCUUGACCGAGAUAAAAGAGCGCUCCACCAAAGAGCUGUUGCCCGCAGUCGCUACCACCGGUGCAGUGUCUCCGUCGCAGACAUGUUUCGACAAAGGACGAGCUCGCAGAAGCCUGGGGAUGAUCUGCUGGCCAAUUUUAGACAACAGUUUCCUGAGGUUGCCGCUGUAACUUCAUCAGCCGGUGCAGCCCAGCCAGCCAGCACCACCACCGCUGGCCACCCCGCAGUUGCUGUUUCGGCGCAAGAAACAUCUCAAACUCUAAGCCAUGAGGCUUUUCGCGACCAGGACCCGACUCCUCGGGCAGCAGCGGCCAACGAGCCGUGGAGAUUCACGCCGUCCUUGCUAGACCCGGGCUCGUUUUCUUUUGCCAACUUUCCUCACCAAACCGGCGGCUACUAUACCCCUACCCCAGGAGGCACGAAUACACUUUACCAUCCUACCGCUGGCGACCUCCACACACCCACCCUCGGUCUGGGAAUGGGGCUUGGGACACCGUUGUCCCUGCCGACCUCAGAUGGAGCUAUUCACUCCGGGACUACCGCAAUGGACGUGGGUGGCUUUCACCAUGGAUUUGGCCAUCCUCAGCAGUUUCAUCAGUUCCACCCUUUCAUGCAGCAUCAGCCUCCGCAACCGUCGUUUGCCCCAUCAUCGAUAUUCCGCCAGGAUACCGGGUACGAGACCAUGGACCAAGAUGACUCUCCCAUGAAUUCCGACCCUGCAGAUGAGCAUAUGGUGUCUAUCGACAGCAAAUUCCACGGCCAGUCUCCCAUGGUUGCCUUCCAGACAAGACAGUUUGGAAUGUCCAUGUCGGUUCCUCUCCCGGCGUCUGCGGAAAAGUUCCGCUUCCACACUGCUUUGAAUGCCCCAACAGCCAUGAUCAAGCAUGCCGACGAGAUUCCCGUGACAUAUCUCAACAAGGGUCAGGCCUAUUCGCUCUCGAUUGUCGAUACCAACCCGCCGAUGCCCAUGGCGCCUGGUACCCGUUUCCGCACCUUUGUCAGAAUCUCCUUUGAGGAUGAGCAGCAGAGACAAAAGCCGGGCGUGUGCUGGAGCUUGUGGAAAGAGGGACGCGGAACGAACGAGGCCCAUCAGAGAGGAGGAAAGCUGCAAGCUGUCGAGUACGUUGAGGCUGGACAGCCUUCCGAAGGCGACGAUAAACGGGCCCGUAUCGAGCUGGAGACUGCUUCAUUUGACGGCUUCUCCGUGGUUUGGACUCCGGGCAUCAACGGCGCCGUCGAGUGCAACAUUGCUGUCCGCUUCAACUUCCUCUCCACCGACUUUAGCCAUUCCAAGGGCGUCAAGGGCAUUCCUGUGAGGCUCUGUGCCAAGACACACAUCCUCCCAUCGGAUCCUUCCCAGUCACCACCGCCUUCGUCCCCUGAGGCUGAGAUCUGCUACUGCAAAGUCAAGCUGUUCCGUGACCACGGAGCGGAGCGCAAACUCUCCAAUGAUGUUGCGCACGUCAGGAAAACCAUUGAUAAGCUCAAGCAGCAGAUCGCCCAGGCCGAGAGUGGGAUGAAGGACUUUGGCAAGCGCAAGAGACCCAGCGCAGCGCAGUCCAAGAGCAGCUCGGCAGUCCAGAGACCCGGCAAGGUGCAGAAGCACAAGCGUACCUGGUCCAUGUCCUCAGCCAGCUCUGCUGGAGGCGGUGGCAGACCGAAUCUUGAGGAAGAUUUGCACUUCAAGCUUCAGACUCUCCAGGACAUGUUUACCAGCACCCGUCCUGUGAGUGUCCUGUACCUUCGGGGUGACGAUAUUGACGACCCUGAUCUUCAUCCGGUGUCGCUUCCCGGAGAGCCCGUCGAUCUCACCAGGGUGGACACGGACCCGGCCGCUUGGAGAAGCGAACGUAGCUCCAUGGCUGGAUCUUCGCUGGUCUCGCCUUCACCGAGCUCACUUUCUCUUCAUUCACAGGCCUCUGUAGCCGGUAAGCCGAACUGGCAAGACUAUCAGAUUGGUUCCGAUGGUUCCGCACAGGGUGGCAACCAGCCCACCAAGGUCAGGAAGGUGGACGAAGCUGGUCACCUCACGGGGUGGAUUGAGGCCUUGGGCGUUGACUCUUCUUACCGACCACCACAGGAGCGCCCUCCCAAACCUGUCGCGUGUUUCUAUGUGGCGCGACGAAACUUCUCGGAGCCCUCUGGCCAGGAACUGCACCGUGCCGUCUACUUGAUGCAAAGGACGCUCUCCGAUUUUGUCGGAAGACUCUCUGUGAAGUACAACUUUGACGUUGGUAGGGUGAUCCGAACAGUACACGUCUUGCCUCGUGGCAUCGAAGUGGAGAUGGACGACGACGUCAUCCGCGAAAUUCCCGAGGGCCAGGACAUGACACUGGAGGUCAUCGAGACGGGCGGCUCUGGUGUCAAGCGCGAAUGGGAAAUGGCGGUCGACGCCCCUGGGGAGUCUGACGUGCCUUCCCCAUCCAACAACACGGCGCCACAGAGGGGUUAUGAACUUCGAUUGCGGUAUUAA